AUGGAGACAACUCUACCACUGCCAUUCUUGGUGAGUAUUGGCAGCCCAGAUGGCCAGGCUACCAAUGAUGGCCUCACUCGUCAAGAGAUUGCCCUUCUGGGAGCUCCUUUCUAUGAGACAGCUUCUAAGGAUUGGGGUCGCCCCAGUGCCGGAACCAAUGUUCACAUGGAUGCCACGAGUUUAAGUGACCCAGACGAUGUGGUUGCGUUGCUCGAUGGCGGGGUUCGAACAGUUUUUGUUGCUUCAGAGUCCUACUCAGAGUAUACAGAAUAUGGCGCAAGAGUCAUUCCCACUACUUCUUCCCUUGAAAUUUCCACAGCUUCCGAAAAUGGUCUGUUGGUAAAGGAUUUCGACAUUGCAUCUAGCGGCGUCGACAAAUUUGUUGAGGAAGCAUGUGCCAAGAAGAUCAAGAGCCUUUACAUUAAGCCAACUCCCAAUACCGAUAUCGAAAAGUUCAUCGAAAUUGCCAAGAAGGCCAAUGCCAUCCCUAUCAUUCCGUCUACAGGGUUGACGACCGACAAGAACGAUUCGAGUCGAAUAUUGUUAUCUAAGAUUAUCGCAUCAUUCUGGAAAUCUGAUCGACCUGACGGCCUGAUUCCUACUGUGGUUACCGAUGAUGCCGGGAUCGCAUUGGGUCUCGCCUAUACCAGUGAGGAGAGUAUUCUGGAGGCUCUUAAAACACAAACCGGAGUUUACCAGAGUCGCAAACGUGGUCUCUGGGUGAAGGGACUUACUUCUGGAGACACUCAGGAACUGUUGCGAAUUGGUCUCGACUGUGACAACGACACUCUCAAAUUCGUGGUCAAUCAGAAGGGCCGUUUCUGCCACCUCCAGCAGUUUGGUUGCUUUGGAGACCUCAACGGCAUUUCAGCACUCGAACAGACACUCAAGUCUCGCAAGGAGUCUGCGCCCGAGGGUUCUUACACGGCCCGCUUAUUCUCCGAUGAGAAGCUUCUGCGAGCAAAGAUCAUGGAGGAGGCAGAGGAGCUCUGCGAUGGCAAGACCAAAGAGAACAUCGCUUUCGAAGCUGCUGAUUUGAUCUACUUUGCUUUAACUAAGGCUAUUGGCGCAGGUGUUAGCCUCGCAGACAUUGAGGCCAACCUGGACGCCAAGAGCUUGAAGGUCAAGCGAAGAACAGGCAAUGCCAAGGGAAAGUGGGCGGAGAAGGAGGGUAUCAAGACCGAUGCAGCCCCUGUGAAGCCCUCACAGCCAGAAGUUGAGAAGUCAGCUGAUGGUUGUAUUGCUAUGGAGCGAGUUGAUGCCUCAAAGAUCUCCGAGGCCGAUCUCGUAGAGAAGCUCAAGAGACCUUCUCAGAAAUCCCCAGACGCCAUCUUGAAGAUCAUACAGCCUAUCAUUGAGGACGUGCGAACUGGCGGCGACAAGGCUGUUCUGUCUUACACCCACAAGUUUGAGAAGGCCACUUCAUUGACAUCACCUGUGCUGAAGGCUCCCUUCCCCAAGGAGCUUAUGGAUAUCUCGCCUGAGACUAUUGAAGCUAUUGACGUCUCUUUUGAGAAUAUCCGAAAGUUCCACUCUGCACAGCAGGAGGAGAAGUCCCUCCAGGUUGAGACUAUGCCUGGCAUUGUCUGUAGCCGCUUCUCGAGACCCAUUGAGAGAGUCGGUCUUUACAUCCCUGGUGGAACCGCUGUUCUUCCCAGCACUGCUCUGAUGCUUGGAGUUCCAGCUAUGGUGGCUGGUUGCCAGAAAAUUGUAUUUGCCUCACCUCCCAGAUCUGAUGGUCGCAUUACCCCUGAAAUUGUCUACGUUGCUCACAAGGUCGGUGCUGAGAGCAUUGUACUGGCUGGUGGUGCUCAGGCUGUUGCCGCUUUGGCUUAUGGUACAGAGAGUGUCACCAAGGUUGACAAGAUUCUUGGACCUGGUAACCAAUUUGUGACUGCGGCCAAGAUGCACGUCAGCAACGAUACCAAUGCUGGCUGCGGUAUUGACAUGCCAGCUGGACCCUCUGAGGUUCUUGUUGUUGCUGACAAGGAUGCCAACCCUGCUUUUGUUGCCUCCGAUCUUCUUUCUCAAGCCGAGCACGGUGUCGAUAGUCAGGUCAUUCUGCUUGCUGUUGGCCUCAGUGAGCAGGAGCUCCAGGCUAUUGAGGACGAAGUCCACAAACAAGCCCUUGCUCUUCCUCGUGUCGAUAUCGUCCGAGGAUCUAUCGCUCACUCCGUCACUGUCCAGGUCAAGGACAUCGAAGAGGCAAUGCGCAUCAGCAACGAGUAUGCCCCUGAACACCUCAUCCUUCAAAUCAAGGAUGCCGAGAAAGCUGUUGAUCAAGUCAUGAACGCUGGCAGUGUGUUUAUUGGUCACUGGACCCCUGAGAGUGUUGGCGACUACUCUGCUGGUGUCAACCACUCUUUGCCUACUUAUGGUUUCGCCAAGCAGUACUCUGGUGUCAACUUGGGCUCGUUCCAGAAGCAUAUUACCAGCUCCAACCUUACUGCUGAAGGUCUCAAGAAUGUUGGCACCGCCGUCAUGCAACUGGCCAAGGUCGAGGAGCUUGAGGCUCAUAGAAGGGCUGUGGAGAUCCGACUUGACUACUUGAAGCAACAGCAGUAG
Molecule: messenger RNA, 2565 nt
Organism: Fusarium mangiferae
Lineage: Eukaryota; Fungi; Ascomycota; Sordariomycetes; Hypocreales; Nectriaceae
Product: putative histidine biosynthesis trifunctional protein (his-3)
Exons: 2
Coding region: 1-2565 (854 amino acids)
Biological process (GO): L-histidine biosynthetic process
Cellular component (GO): cytoplasm
Molecular function (GO): phosphoribosyl-AMP cyclohydrolase activity; metal ion binding; NAD binding
Source: RefSeq, a predicted model, not a curated record